Scutellospora calospora is the source of this 657-nucleotide messenger RNA. Lineage: Eukaryota; Fungi; Glomeromycota; Glomeromycetes; Diversisporales; Gigasporaceae. The record is from the annotation of a GenBank genome assembly.
AUGAAUGAUGGUAAAUUUGAUAAAUUUAAAGAUUCUAGAGAAUAUAAUGUAAAAAUUAUAGUUGGUAUUGAACCAAAUAUUAAAGAAUUUAAAGCUCAUUCGAUUAUAUUACAAGCACGUUCAGAAUAUUUUCAAGCGGCAUUAUCUAUACGAUGGGCACGAGAAAAAGAUGGAUAUUUUAUAAUCAAAAAACCUAAUAUUUUACCUAAAAUUUUUGAAAUUAUACUCAAUUAUAUUUAUACCGGUAUAGAUCCUAUGGAUAACUGUGAUAAAUGUGAUGGAGAAGAUUCACUUGAUAUCUUAAAAGCAGCAGAUGAACUUGGGUUAUAUAGUUUAAUUCAAAAAGAAUCAGCAUUAGGAGAACUAUUGAAACGAGACGACCUUGAAAUAGAAGAAGUUAAAAUUUGGAAUUAUUUAAUAGAAUGGGGAAUUGCCAAUUCGAAUCCACCUUUAAACCGAGAUAUUUCAAAAUGGACAGAACAAGAAUUCGAAGUUUUAAAAGAAACAAUAUCACAAUAUAUACCAUUUAUAAGGUUUGGUUUGAUGUUACCAUAUGAUUAUGAAAGCAAGGUUAGAGACCCCUUUAUUUACAUUCUUCCUGAAGGGUUUGAUGAACGAAUUAUGAAGUAUUUUUAUGGUCCUAGUAGUAACUUAUGA